CCUCCUCCCUUUUAUUCCAGAUAUGAGAAAUGAGUGUUGGACGUCGAAGAAUAAAGUUGUUGGGUAUCCUGAUGAUGGUAAAUGUCUUCAUUUAUUUGAUUGUGGAAGUCUCCAAAAACAGUAACCAAGAAAAAAAUGGAAAGGGGGAAGUAAUUAUACCCAAGGAAAAGUUCUGGAAGACAUCUGACCUUCCCGUGGCAUAUUGGAACCGAGAACAAGAAAAGCUGAAUAGGCGGUACAACCCCAUUUUGAACAUGUUGGCUAACCAGACUGGGGAAGUGUACGGGUUUUCCAAUGUAAGCCAUUUGAAUUACUGUGAACCAGACCUGAGGGUCACAUCAGUAGUUUCAGAUUUCAGCAAUUUGCCAGACAGAUUUAAAGACUUCCUGCUGUAUUUGAGAUGUCGAAACUAUUCAUUGCUUAUAGACCAACCUGGUAAGUGUGCAAAGAAACCCUUCUUACUGCUAGCGAUUAAGUCCCUCACUCCACACUUCGCUAGAAGGCAGGCAAUUCGGGAAUCUUGGGGCAGAGAAACCCAUGUGGGGAACCAGACAGUGGUGCGAGUCUUCUUACUGGGCCAGACGCCCCCAGAGGACAACCAUCCUGACCUUUCAGAUAUGCUGAAAUUUGAGAGUGAGAAGCACCAAGACAUUCUUAUGUGGAACUACAGAGACACUUUCUUCAACUUAUCUCUGAAAGAAGUGCUCUUUCUCAGGUGGGUGAGCACUUCCUGCCCAGACGCUGAGUUCAUUUUCAAGGGCGAUGAUGAUGUCUUUGUGAACACCCAUCAUAUCCUGAAUUACUUGAAUAGCUUAUCCAAGAACAAAGCCAAAGAUUUGUUUAUAGGUGAUGUGAUCCACAAUGCUGGACCCCAUCGGGAUAAGAAACUGAAGUACUACAUCCCAGAAGUCGUUUACACUGGCGUCUACCCACCUUAUGCGGGGGGAGGUGGAUUCCUCUACUCGGGCCACUUGGCUCUGCGGCUGUACAAUAUAACUGACCAGGUCCUUCUCUACCCCAUUGAUGACGUUUAUACUGGAAUGUGCCUUCAGAAACUUGGCCUCGUUCCAGAGAAACACAAAGGCUUCAAGACAUUUGAUAUAGAAGAAAAGAAAAGAAAUAACAUUUGUUCCUAUCUAGAUUUGAUGUUAGUACAUAGUAGAAAACCUCAAGAGAUGAUUGAUAUUUGGUCUCGGUUGCAAAAUGCUCAUUUAAGUUGCUAAAAUGUAUACAAACUAAAGUUUGCAUAGAAAGGCAUAUCUUGAAUAGUUCCCAUGUUGUGUUCUCUCAUUAGAGGUAAUUUCUAUGCUAAAUCAUCAAAAUUGCCUUCAUAAGUAUAGUAUCCAUAUGAGGGCCUCCAAACCCUUUUCAAUGUGUGGUAUUUUCUGAAGAUGAAAAGCAGAUCAUAAUUUUUUAAGGAGGAUAUGGCAGGACAAUUGGUUCUUAUUCUUUCUACUGGCUGGUGGUCAUCAUUUUCUAAUUUGUUUCCCCUUUUCAUCUGAAAAAAUAAGUUUCUGGAAUUUUACCAUUUUAAGUUAUUUUUGUUUUGCCCUCGUACUAUUCCUACUUUCCAUUAUAAUGAGUGAAUUGUCUGCAAUUGAGGUGUUUAUAAACCUUUUGGCUACAAAGAAUUUGUUAUACAUUACUCAGUGGUUUUUGUGAAAUGGAAUUAAAUUAAUUUUUAUGAAAUUUGGACACAUUUUUAAAAUUGUCUAGAAAAACUGACUUCUGUUGAAAUUUCCUGCCACCCCAACAGUAUUUUCUUAUUAAUCUAAUCAGUUAAUUUUGUGAAAUGAGGAUCACUGUGACAUUUAUCCAGUUUAUCUUGUGAUCUUACAGUCAUAAUAAGGAGAUUAUGAUACAAGAACAUAAUGACUGUUCUUUGGUUUGCUGGGUGGUAUCGUAAUAAUUCUGUUUUUAGUAUUUGAAAAUAAUGAGUAUGAUUUCAUAAUGGCCAACUGAAGAUUGAAUUGACCCUGGCAGUCAUAUCAUGUUUAUGAUUUUUUUAAGGUGGACCAGGAAAAGCAUAUGUAACUUUUGAACUUUACAUGAAAAGAUCAGACUUGCAAAUCUUUUCAUGAGUGGUUUGUCAGCCUACAACUUCGGGAUUCUAUUCUCGCCAUAUUUUCACAUGUUGCUUAUACAGAAUUAUUCUAAGUAGUGACUGCUUCCCUGUCUCGGUGUAGAAGUGCCUGUGUUUUUAUUUAUUGUUCAGAUCAAUGACCAAAACAUUUUCUUAAAUAUAUUUUGUGUAAUAUUUUAUUUGUAUACAGUGUUGUUGAUGGAAUAUUUAACUAGAGCAUGAUAUUUUAAAUGUUAAGGUGUAACAUAUGUUAAAUAAAGCUGUUACUUUUGAAUUUUAAAAUUCAUUUUUUGGGGGGCCGUUAGCUGCUAGAGUUGACAAAAUUCUGCCAAACCAUUACUUAUAUAUACCAUCUUGUAACAUGCUUUCCUGAAAAUUUUUUUGUGUUUAUAGAGUUGAGGAUUCUUACCAGAUGUGAUACUGGGGACUGUAAGAAGAUGGAAAAAAAUAAAGUUACUUUAUUUUUAA
This is a messenger RNA of Pteropus alecto (black flying fox), 2551 nucleotides long. It is a transcript of the gene B3GNT2, whose product is annotated as UDP-GlcNAc:betaGal beta-1,3-N-acetylglucosaminyltransferase 2. Gene Ontology annotation, molecular function: hexosyltransferase activity. Lineage: Eukaryota; Metazoa; Chordata; Mammalia; Chiroptera; Pteropodidae. The record is from RefSeq and is a predicted model, not a curated record. The coding region runs from base 30 to 1223 and encodes 397 amino acids. The transcript has a single exon. Gene Ontology annotation, cellular component: membrane.